GACUUUUCUCAUUAUUAUUUUUGACAGGCUAGGAACACGUAUUAGAGUUAAACAUGGUAAAGUGUAUUUUGCAUAAUAUGUGACCUUUAAGUUAGGGUUGGUGAAGCCAGAUGUUGAAGUUAUAUCCUGGUUAUGUUGAACUAGUACAGGUCGCAGGUCUUAAAUUGAUUAUGAAAUAAAAUCUCUAAACUAUAUAUUUUCUGAUUCAGUGCAUCAUGAAUUUUUUUUUCUUCAGCUUCUUGUGAACAGGAGCAAGAGGAAGAGGAGAAGGAGGGCAGAUAAAGCUCUGACAGGCAGUGAGAAGGUCAAAGUCAUCAACAUGAGGACAGGAAAGAAGGUUGGAAAUGCUUUCUGUCCGAUGUUGCAAGACCUGAGAGAAUAUCUGGAGGAGAAUGCUGAUAACGCUGUAGCACCCGAGUGGUCUGACGCUGUUAGAAACUCUGGCUUCCUGCCUGAGACCUUCUUCCACAGACUGCUGACCGAACACUCAGAGGUCCCCAAGAAGAGCCGACGCCGGCAUCACCAUCACCACCACCACCACCACACUCCAGAACCCACGUCCGAGGACCCCAACCUGGACGGAGUGGAAGAGGAGACUCUGGUCUCAGACGGAGCCUACAUGAUGGACGAGGAGGACCUAGAGGCCUCCCAUCACUUCCUCACCAGCCCAGACUUUGACGUUAAAAUGGAGGGUGGCGACAGCCUCUCCCAAGGUGACUAUGACAGCUCAGAUCAAGAGGCGCUAUGGACGAUGUCAUCCUGGCACAGAAAGACUCUGACUCCUCGUCAAGCUCCGAGGAUUGACUGA
Molecule: messenger RNA, 808 nt
Organism: Labrus bergylta (ballan wrasse)
Lineage: Eukaryota; Metazoa; Chordata; Actinopteri; Labriformes; Labridae
Source: RefSeq, a predicted model, not a curated record